Messenger RNA from Synchiropus splendidus (mandarinfish), 3199 nucleotides. It is a transcript of the gene wdr45b, whose product is annotated as WD repeat domain 45B. Gene Ontology annotation, molecular function: protein binding; phosphatidylinositol-3,5-bisphosphate binding; phosphatidylinositol-3-phosphate binding. Bases 1041 to 2024 code for a protein of 327 amino acids. Lineage: Eukaryota; Metazoa; Chordata; Actinopteri; Syngnathiformes; Callionymidae. The record is from RefSeq and is a predicted model, not a curated record. Gene Ontology annotation, cellular component: phagophore assembly site membrane; extrinsic component of membrane; cytosol. Gene Ontology annotation, biological process: autophagy of mitochondrion; protein localization to phagophore assembly site; protein lipidation. The transcript is spliced from 10 exons.
AACUACGGACCGAAGUCCGUUCGACUCAAAUAGCAUACUAGAGUCACUUGGUUUCUUCAAUGAAAUCUGUAUAUCACUUUAAAGUUGCUUUUAAAUAUGUUCAUGUCAUUGUCAUAUUGACUGUUAAGAACCAUUUUCGUGUCUAAACUGAGCGCAACGUACAUUUUCCGCCUAUAGAGGCAUGUUGACCUCACGUGACCCCCUUUUGGCCUGAUUCAGUUUAUUGCCAUAGUCCCAUAUUGUACGCAUGAAGGUGUAUUGAUUAUCUUUUCACACUUCAGUUGAGGGGCGGGUGAUUCAAUUGACUCAGUGGCCACAUGAUGUGCUGUGGCCUAGUGAGCGACUGUUGUACUUUACUAGAAGGUGUCCUCUUGUGGAAUGUGUCCGGGCGAUGACGUCACGUCUGGCAGUAUGAUCGGACUUAAAAAAAAAAAAAAGAGCAAAUGAAGGAUUCGAAGGCAGUUUCUAUGACAGUUUUAUUAACCAUAUAUGCUAACAGAUAGUUUGCCAGGCAUCACUUCCCGGUUUGGCGACUGCCGCAUCCUGAUUGGCCGACAUCUCUCUGAUCCGUUCAGACACUUCAUCCUCUCACAAUAGUCUGGGUCGGACUUCUUCGUAGACAGCUCACCCGAACGGAAUGAGUCCGAGGCUACUUCCUGGUCUGAUGAUGUCGCAGUACAUGGCAGCCAAUCACAAUGCGUUCGCCGUCAUCAGACAUAUGGUUGGAAUACACUCAAUAAUAUCGUCUUUUGCUAUAAAUGUUUUGCAUGUGGUAGAAAGCACCACCAAACCCUCCAUUUCAAGUUUCACUGAAGCACUGAAACACUGAGCGUUGUAAGAACAAUGACAUCAGAAAACACAGAUCAAUGAACAAGGAAAUGAACUUUUAUGAAACUGACUUUAAAAAAAAAUGUUUGUCUUUAAUGUUGCUAUGCUUUGUAACAACAAAACGUCCCUGUUGUGGGAAGGAUGAAGACCAUCUAAUCGAAUCGAUUCAUCUCUUCCUCAACAAUUGAGUGUCUGAAAUCGGAUGUGUUUUUAUGAUCUUCUUGGCAGGAUGCUUUGCCUGUGGCAUGGAGAAUGGCUUCCGUGUCUACAACACAGAUCCCCUUAAAGAGAAGGAGAAGCAAGAGUUCCUGGAGGGUGGGGUCGGCCACGUGGAGAUGCUGUUCAGGUGUAACUACCUGGCACUGGUGGGCGGAGGGAAGAAGCCCAAGUACCCCACGAACAAAGUGAUGAUCUGGGACGACCUGAAGAAGAAGACAGUCAUCGAGAUCGAGUUCUCCACCGAGGUGAAGGCAGUGAAGCUUCGGCGCGACAGGAUUGUUGUCGUUCUGGACUCCAUGAUCAAAGUCUUCACUUUCACCCACAACCCCCACCAGCUGCAUGUGUUUGAGACCUGCUACAACCCUAAAGGUCUGUGCGUGCUGUGUCCCAACAGCAACAACUCCUUGCUGGCCUUUCCCGGGACUCACUCCGGGCACGUGCAGAUCGUCGAUCUGGCCAACACAGAGAAGCCGCCGGUGGACAUCCCUGCCCACGAGGGAGCGCUGUGCUGCAUCGCCCUCAACCUGCAGGGAACCAGGAUCGCUACGGCGUCGGAGAAGGGCACCCUGAUUCGGAUCUUCGACACGUCGGCUGGACAGCUCAUACAGGAGCUCAGACGGGGCUCGCAGACCGCCAACAUCUACUGCAUCAACUUCAACCAGGAUGCCUCUCUCAUCUGUGUGUCCAGUGACCACGGCACCGUCCACAUCUUCGCAGCCGAGGAUCCAAAAAGAAACAAACAGUCCAGUUUGGCUUCAGCCAGUUUCCUUCCCAAGUACUUCAGCUCUAAAUGGAGCUUCUCCAAGUUCCAGGUGCCCUCUGGCUCCCCGUGUUUGUGUGCCUUCGGAACCGAGCCCAACGCAGUCAUCGCCAUCUGUGCUGACGGCAGCUACUACAAGUUCCUGUUCAACCAGAAGGGGGAGUGCUCCCGGGACGUGUACGCCCAGUUCCUGGAGAUGACUGACGAGAAGAUCUGACCUUUGAGUUUGGUGUCGAACCCGUGUUAAAAAGUGUUAGCGGGGCGGAGCGACCGCACGUCUGUGACUCUGUCAGACUCUGGGAGAGCGGCGGAGGACCCGCAAUGACUCUGAGGACCCUCGCAGGACAUGGGGCGGGACCAAACGUGAGGGAGUUUUUGAAGAUGUCUUCCACAGGAUUAUAAACCGCACAGAAGUUCCAUCAACACCUGACGCUUGGGAGUGCCUCGCCUGGACACCUGUCACGCUCGAUCACAUUUACCUUCCCAACACAGACUGAACGUCACAACUGUACAAAGUAGAUAGGAGAAAGUCAAUGCUUUUUGUUAAUGCUUCAUCUGUGCAAUAUGAUUUCACGACAGUCGUCACCGCUGCUGCCCAGUAGUAGGAUCAAUACAUCGGGUUCAAAUGUUUACAUUCACGGUGGAAAUAAAUGCAAAUCACUUCUCCACUUAUUAGCUAAGAAUUCUUGAAUUUUUGAGGCGGGAGUCGCACCAUUCACCUUAGUAACAGCAGCACGGGGCGCUUGGUUUUGACAUCCUGAUGGAGCACCUGCUCUUAUUCUCACUUACAAAAGGUCCUGCUCUCACCGUUUUUCCAGGGUGGUGUCGAAAAUAAACCACUUCACCUUCAUACCAAGUAUCUCCUCAAGUGAUCCAGGAGCGUCACGUUUGGGUCUCUCUGUAUAAAUCUCACCUCCGCUGAUCCUUUCCUGACCGACAUUUCAGCUCUUGCACACCCAGUCGUUGAUCUUUAACUGUCACGCAUUUUGAAUGAGCUGCGUUCAGAUUUGUAAAUAAAAUAUAGUCUGCUUUUACAGUCCGAUGCCUCGUCGAUGGAAUCAUGACCAGUGAUGGGUUGACCUCACAUUCAGAGUCCACAAGGUGGCACUAUAUUUGGCUGCCGAUAGCUUUUUUUCAACGAAGCCUCACUUUGUCUUUAAACUCAGGACAUCACCUACUCAUGAUACUGUUUCAUGAAACCGGAUCACUACUGUCACAUCUACUAGAAGCUUCAGCCUUGCAGUCUACCAUCUUUGAACUACUAUACAUUAACAUUGUGUUAACCGAAGGCUCCACCUAAGGAGCACUAAAAAUGAGUGCACUGUUUCAUGAAGCCUCAUGACCUGACGGGUAGAUAAAGUAUCAUGAAACAGCAUUGCAGGGUUGAUGAAA